Messenger RNA from Sitophilus oryzae (rice weevil), 3012 nucleotides. RefSeq names its product alkaline phosphatase-like. The record is from RefSeq and is a predicted model, not a curated record. Gene Ontology annotation, molecular function: alkaline phosphatase activity. The transcript has 10 exons. Bases 410 to 2146 code for a protein of 578 amino acids. Gene Ontology annotation, biological process: dephosphorylation. NCBI's taxonomy places the organism in Eukaryota, Metazoa, Arthropoda, Insecta, Coleoptera, Curculionidae.
GUAGCGUCGCGACGUCCGGAUUGGAACUUCUCCCUUCCGAUUUCGGGUCCAGAUGCGAGUUCGGGUCUCGGCUACGUUCGGUGGCGCGCAAUUCGAUCUCGAUCGUGGAAGUUUCGCGGAAGUUUUUUUCGUUCGCGUUCGAGUGGUCGGUUUUAUUGGAAAGUUUUGAAAGAAAGUUGGUGUGAAGUAUAGACAAGUUUAGAGGUUUUGGACUUAUAAAUUUGAAUUUCUACUCAAAUAGGAACAUACAGAACAUAAAUUAUCGCGUUCGGUACCGGAGGCUCUUUACUGGACAUAAUUAAUUAAACGUGGCGUACCAGAAAAACUUCUUACUCCGCAUCAGUGAAACUUAAAAAUGUGAUAAAUCUUGCCAGUGCAAUAGUAUAUAAGCAGUUUCGUCGUAACAACGAUGUACCUCGGGGUAUUUAUUAAGUGGGCAAUUUUGUGCCUGACUUUAGAACUGUCUUCAGCCAAGACCGUUUCAGCGAAAAAUCAACAACAGGAGAAGCUGGAAGAUCGAGAAUACUGGUAUGAACAGGCACGAAUAGCUCUACGCAAACGAUUACAGUAUGCUACUGACCGAAGGCCGCAUGCAAAAAAUGUCAUUCUAUUUGUCGGUGAUGGAAUGGGUGUGGCUACGACAACAGCAGCUCGUAUACUAAGAGGUCAAAGAUUAGGCAAAACUGGAGAAGAUCAUGAACUGGCAUGGGAUACGUUUCCAGCGGUUGCACUUGCAAAGACUUACAACAUGGACGCCCAAAUAGGAGAAUCGUCGGCAUGUGCCACUGCACUCAUGUGCGGAGUAAAAACAAACUUCGAAACCGUCGGUCUGGACGCCAGAGGCAGAUUCGAAAACUGCUUUUCAAGCUUUUCCUCGAGAGUGCCUUCUUUGAUAGACUGGGCACAAGAAUCAGGAAAGUCUACGGGAAUCGUCACGAAUACCAGAAUAACACAUGCUACACCUGCAGCGUUGUACGGCCAUUCUCCGUCCCGAUAUUGGGAAGACGACUCGAAAGUGCCUCCCGCAUCCAGAAAGUCCUGUAAGGAUUUGGCAAGGCAGCUAAUAGAGAACGAUCCAGGAAGAAAUAUAAACGUUUUGUUGGGUGGAGGCCGUCGCCAUUGGCUUCCCAAAGUGGCCCAUGACCCCGAACAAACAAAAGAGGAGGGCAGGCGACUGGACGGGCGGAAUCUUAUCGACGACUGGGUGCGGGACAAAAAGAAGAGAGGAAUCAAAGCGGAAUACGUGUGGAAUAAAAGCCAAUUGGAUAAAAUCAACCCUAAUCAGCUUGAUUAUGUCCUAGGUUUAUUUUCAUAUUCGCAUAUGGAUUUCGAGGCCGAUCGAGAUCCCGGGCCCUCGGGGGAUCCCUCGUUGGCCGAUAUGACACGUUCCGCGCUCUCCAUCCUACUGAAAAAUCCCAAGGGUUUUCUUCUGGUUGUCGAAGGUGGACGUAUAGACCAUGCCCAUCACUACAACAACGCCUACCGGGCCUUAGACGAGACACUGGCGAUGGAAACGGCCCUGCUCGUCGCCCUGGCCAUGGUCAAUCCCACCGAGACGCUGAUCGUCGUGACGUCGGAUCAUUCUCACGUGCUCACGAUGGGCGGACAAGCGACCCCCAGGGGCCACCCCAUUCUCGGACCGGACAGUAAACUAUCCGACGUGGAUGGUCAACCUUACACGACGAUUUUGUACGGCAAUGGUCCAGGAUUUGCCACUCCCCGAAUCGUACCCAUGAACACAAGUUCCGCAGUUGAGGACCGAAACCAAGUACACGGAGCCGCGGUACCCAGACAGUGGGGCACGCAUGGAGGUGAAGAUGUGCCUGUGUAUGCUUUGGGGCCCCUUGCUACGACUUUAUUUACAGGUACAUUUGACCAAAGUUACAUCCCCCACGCCAUCGCCUAUUCCGCCUGUCUAGGCGAGCACAGACUACGAUGCCAAGGCUUGGAUAACUACACUCUGCCACCGGUUCCAAAUUGUGUCAGUUCGGAAGUUUCCAGCGUCUCUGCCGGUGGGCAACCGGUCGUGAUCGCAUCCAGCGUGAUGGCGGAUGACGGCACCAGGGUCAAGUCCAGCGGCCUCAGAAUAACCGUCAACGAGUUUGCAAUACUUGUCGGAUAUUUACUGAAAAUCGCGAUUACGUAAUAAAACGUGAAGUAAUCAAUAAAGAGACCCUCCAUUUUAUAAGUCGGUUCAUAAGUUUAAGGAGAUGUUAUUAUAAAGAACUAUUUAAACAAUGGUACAACAAAUUUAUUAGUAUAGGUAAUGUUUUUUUAAUAAGAAAAAUCAGAGUUUUUAAUAGAAUAAAAAUGGCCAUCUACUAAAGAUAAUUUUGGAAAGAAAUAUCUCUAGAACUUUCCAGAAUAAUAGUAACUAAUUAUUUUCAACGUUGAAUAAAACUUAAAUAAAUAGAUUUAAGAUUAUUUCUCAAAUAUAUAUUUAUUGAAGAAAUAAGUAAUAAGAAAUGAGUAACACACAUUUACUUGUUGGGUAUACUAUUUAUUUUGUGGAUUAUAGUAUUCUAGUGUAUUAACUAAUAACUAAAUAAUAUAUUACUAAGGGCUGGCAAAGGUUUAUCUUGGGUCGAGAUUUCCGUAUGGAAGAAGAGUACAAUAAUGCGUUUUAUAAUGUAUCGAACAAACAGAGAUCAGUAAACACAUUGCCAAACGUAUGAAAUAAACCGAGAAGUUGUGCACGUUGCUAAGAGACGCGGAAGGGGAUCUAGCAGAUUUGUCGCAGUUGACCAGUCGACCCAAUCAGUACCUCUGUCAGUACUCUAGGGAAAAGUGUACAUCAUGCGUUCAGUUUUACGAUUUAAUUAUCUCUCGUGAUACCUUUAUUUUUUUAUUUAUUAGCGAGUCGUAAUUUUCCCUAUAGCUUGAACAUUUUUAAGUGCAAGUUAGAAACACUUGCAUUUUUGGUAGAAACAUUUGGAGUUGAAUUGGUAUUCGACAGUGAUUACGCUAUUAGAACUCUGAAUUCAAAAAUCGAUAUCUCGAAACCUAUUAGAA